AUGACACCUGUGCCCGCCCAUUCUCGUCACUCUCCUGUCACUUCUGCUGCUGCUCCCCGUCUCACUUUGCCCCAGUUGUACCAGCCUCUGGCUGUGCUCGAGUAUCCAAUGCCUGCUCCUCCAUCGGUCGACUCAGUGGUCUUUGAGGAUGUGGUUGUGGACUUCGCCCUGGAGGAGUGGGCCUUGCUGAGUCCUGCUCAGAGGAAACUCUACAGAAAUAUGAUGCUGGAAACCUUCAGGAACCUAGCCUUAAUGAGGCACAAAAGAAGUCAUACUGGACACAAACUACAUCAGUGUGAGGAAUGUGGGGAAGCCUUCAGUUGCCCUUCAUACCUGAAAACUCACGUAAAAACUUACAAUGGAGAGAAACUCUAUGCGUGUAAGUUAUGUGGGAAAAAGUUUCUUCAUCCCCAUUCUCUCACUGAACAUAUAAAGACUCACACUGGAGAAAAGCCUUAUGAAUGUAAGCAGUGUGGGAAAGGCUUCAGUUGUCCCAAAUCCUUUAGAUCACAUGUGAUGAUGCACACUGGAGAGAAGCCCUAUGAAUGUAAGCAGUGUGGGAAAGCCUACUGCUGGUGCACAUCCUUUCAAAGACAUGUGAGAGUUCACAAUGGAGAGGAACCCUAG
Molecule: messenger RNA, 627 nt
Organism: Galeopterus variegatus (Sunda flying lemur)
Lineage: Eukaryota; Metazoa; Chordata; Mammalia; Dermoptera; Cynocephalidae
Product: zinc finger protein 556-like
Exons: 4
Coding region: 1-627 (208 amino acids)
Biological process (GO): negative regulation of transcription by RNA polymerase II
Molecular function (GO): DNA-binding transcription repressor activity, RNA polymerase II-specific
Source: RefSeq, a predicted model, not a curated record